UGCCUCUGGCGCCCGGCGAGCUGCGGUAGUAGGGAAGAGCGCCGUGGUCUCGCUGCUGGAGUUGGAUGGCCGAGGUGCAGCGAGGGAGACCCGGAGCGGCAGCUGCUACGCCGACGCGAAGCGUGCUGAAAUGCUAGGCACUAGCAGCGGUGGUCGUGGCCCCUCAACGGCGGCGGAUGGCACGCUUCCUUGCUACCACAGGGGAGGAGGGGAUCAAGAAGGGGUGGGGCCUAGGGAGGAGUGAGGGCGGCUCGCAGUGCAGUGCUAGGGUGAGGAGGGGCGGCCGACGGAUGUCAUGGGGGAGAGGAGGAGAAAGAUGGGGGCGGCGCCUAGGGAGGAGUGAGGGCGGCUGGCGGCGCGGCAGGUGAGGAGCGGCGGCCGACAGCGACCGACGCACUUCCUUGCCGUCGCGGGGAGAAGAGGGGAGGAAGAAGGGGUAGUGCCUGGGGAGGAGUGAGGGCGGCUAGGGCCCGGCGAUGCAGCGCUAGGGUGAGGAAGGGUGGCCAGUGGUGCCAUGCUUGGGGAGGACUGGAGGAGCGAGGCCGGAGCGAUGGCCGAUCUUCUGGGCGGGGAGUAGCCACCGCCGAGUGAGGGAGAGGUGAGGGAAAUGAGAAGAGAAUGGAAAGGGUUAGGAUUUGAGGGAAGCAGGCAUUUAACAGGCCGGUGGGAUAGGAGGAGAGGGGAAGCAGGCCUUUGACAGGCCGGAUGAUAGUCUAAGGCCUGCCAAGUUAACGGGCUAGGCCUAGGCCAGCACUACAGCCUAGGAGGUGGCCCAGGCAUUGCACGACGCAUAGUGCCGGGCCAGGUUGAGCACUAUCCACUAUAGGCCGGGCUGAGCUAGUGCCGGGCUUUUUUGGGCUGUGCUACGGGCCGCCCAGCAGGCCUAGCCCAUUUAGCCAUCGUGUGUGUACUUGCAGUCCUUUCAGGGUUAACUUGCCGCAUUGUACCUUAGUCCUUACUUGAGAGUAUAAAUUCAAAAAUAUGAAGAACUGCUCAUCAGACCACCGAGAGAGCAGGAAAUCAGGGGCGGCAAGAACGGCCACCGUGCUAGAGCUCAAGCAUCACUCGCUCACCACCAUCCCCGACGACCCCGCGGCCCGCGACCAGUACCUCCGCCGCCUCCUCGCCGCCGACGAAGCGCGCGCCAACUCACUGCAGAUCAAGAACAACAGGGGCGCAGCUGCGUCCACGCAGUCCGGCUCCUCAGCCGAGGUCCCACUGACCUCCGGCAUCCGGUUCCAGACUCUCAACUACGUUACCACCAUCGGUCUCGGCGGCGGCAGCUCCGGCUCCGCCGCCACCAACCUCACCGUCAUCGUGGACACCGGCAGCGAUCUCACGUGGGUGCAGUGCAAGCCCUGCUCCUCGUGCUACGCGCAGCGGGACCCGCUCUUCGACCCCGCCGGCUCCGCCACCUACGCCGCCGUCCGGUGCAACGCCUCGGCGUGCGCCGCCUCCCUCAAGGCCGCCACCGGCACGCCGGGCUCGUGCGCCACCACCGGCGGCGGCGGCAGCGAGAAGUGCUACUACGCGCUGGCCUACGGCGACGGGUCGUCCAGCCGCGGCGUGCUCGCUACGGACACGCUGGCGCUCGGCGGCGCCGCCAGGAUCGACGGCUUCGUGUUCGGGUGCGGGCUCAGCAACCGCGGCCUGUUCGGCGGCACGGCGGGGCUCAUGGGCCUCGGCCGCACCGAGCUUUCACUGGUCUCGCAGACCGCGUCCCGGUACGGUGGCGUGUUCUCCUACUGCCUGCCGGCGUCGACCUCUGGCGACGCGUCGGGGUCCCUCUCCCUCGGCGGCGGCGGUGGCGCGUCGCCGUCUUACCGCAACACGACGCUCGUGGCGUACACCCGCAUGAUCGCCGACCCGGCGCAGCCGCCGUUCUACUUCCUCAACGUGACCGGCGCGGCUGUCGGCGGGAACCCGGUGGCCGCCGCGGGCCUCGGCGCCGGCAACGUGCUCAUCGACUCCGGCACGGUGAUCACGCGGCUGGCGCCGUCGGUGUACCGCGCCGUGCGCGCCGAGUUCACGCGCCAGUUCGGCGCGGCGGGGUACCCGGCGACGGCGGGGUUCUCGAUCCUGGACACGUGCUACGACCUGACGGGUCACGAGGAGGUGAAGGUGCCGCUGCUGACGCUGCGGAUGGAGGGCGGCGCGGAGGUGACGGUGGACGCCGCCGGGAUGCUGUUCGUGGUGAGGAAGGACGGGUCGCAGGUGUGCCUGGCCAUGGCAAGCCUGUCUUACGAGGACCAGACGCCCAUCAUCGGCAACUACCAGCAGAAGAACAAGAGGGUGGUGUACGACACGGCGGGGUCCAGGAUAGGAUUCGCCGACGAGGACUGCAGCUUUGUAUAGAGCGAUAGAGCGAGACUGGAGGAUCACGAAAUGUUCAGAAAAGAUGAGUGAAAUGUCUUGUUUCUCGUUCCUUUUGGUGCUGUAAACUACUCGUUCUUCGCUGAUCUUUAUGCCGUUUAUUUCCCAUGUAAUCACUGUAGUUUUAAGGAAUAUACACGCUGUGGCCUAGUCCAUCUAAGCAUAGAACCCGAGUCUUGUGGUAACCAUCCCUGUUUCAGUCCGACUAGCUGCAUGAUUGAAGCCUUGGACUUUGGAGCUCA
This is a messenger RNA of Setaria italica (foxtail millet), 2615 nucleotides long. RefSeq names its product aspartyl protease family protein At5g10770. Gene Ontology annotation, biological process: proteolysis. Bases 982 to 2355 code for a protein of 457 amino acids. The transcript has 3 exons. The record is from RefSeq and is a predicted model, not a curated record. Gene Ontology annotation, molecular function: aspartic-type endopeptidase activity. Lineage: Eukaryota; Viridiplantae; Streptophyta; Magnoliopsida; Poales; Poaceae.